AUGCAACGCCGCUCUGCUCAACUCGAUUCAGACCAAGACUCAAAUUUCCUUCCGCUAUCGUCAACUCAUUCUUUUGAGCUCAGAGAUAAUGCUUCAUACCCAUAUCCCCCACGCUUAAAAUCGCCCUAUAAUGGUAAUGCUACAACCUCACAUGUAUCUAAUCAAGUCGGGUCGAAGCAAAGUCGUUCUACUCAUCGCCGCCAACGUCACUGUGCCCACCCUGAUUGUCCUAUAGAGAUUGGGAAGCCCGUUUCCCAUCACUUUGACCAACUCCCAUGGAUCUCGAUCAUGGAUAUCCCUCCUUCAGAAUUCCCCUCAUAUGAUAUAGCCGAUCUAUCGCAAUUACCAGUCCCGGGACCGUAUACUAGCAACGAUCCAGGCAGUGGCCCAGCAUUUGGUGCAGUCCGCCGCCGGAAAAGAUCUUUUCGCACAGAUCCUCUCUGUUUCUCCUUGGAACACUCUUCUUCACCGAUAACAUCGCUUGGAAAUUGCACUAGUCAAACAAUCUCGUCGACACCGCCUCCAAAGGCAAGACGUCCUCGUACAUUCCAUCGCUUAAUGCCCGUUUUCUCCUGCGACACUCACAGCCUUCAUGACGCCAAACUCUCGAUUCCUUCUCAUUUUCUACCGUAA
Marasmius oreades (fairy-ring Marasmius) is the source of this 633-nucleotide messenger RNA. RefSeq lists its product as uncharacterized. The transcript has 3 exons. The record is from RefSeq and is a predicted model, not a curated record. Lineage: Eukaryota; Fungi; Basidiomycota; Agaricomycetes; Agaricales; Marasmiaceae. Bases 1 to 633 code for a protein of 210 amino acids.